Molecule: messenger RNA, 1755 nt
Organism: Anopheles funestus (African malaria mosquito)
Lineage: Eukaryota; Metazoa; Arthropoda; Insecta; Diptera; Culicidae
Gene: Rnf146
Product: E3 ubiquitin-protein ligase rnf146
Exons: 3
Coding region: 202-1197 (331 amino acids)
Biological process (GO): ubiquitin-dependent protein catabolic process; Wnt signaling pathway
Cellular component (GO): nucleus; cytoplasm
Molecular function (GO): poly-ADP-D-ribose binding; zinc ion binding; ubiquitin protein ligase activity
Source: RefSeq, a predicted model, not a curated record
UCGAGUACCUUCCCAAACGUCAAAUCCAUCUGUUCUUUGUUUUGCUUUCCUUAUUAUUGAUACAGCUACAUUGUGUACGUCGUUGCUUCCGUACAGAAGCAAAAUAAUUGUUUACAAAAUUCUCAGCGUGUCCUACCCACGGCACACGAUUUGAUCGUGUGUAAUAUAUUGGAAACGAACAAUAUAAAAUAGGACUCGGAGAUGGCCGAAUCGACCGAGUCCAACAAUUCCACUCCUACGAGUGCCCGAUCGGAAGAUGGUGACAGAGAAGAGAUACCGAAGAAACCGGAAGCAUCAUCAUCAACAGAUUCCAAACUCGAGUGCCCCGUGUGCCUGCAGACGUGUGUCCAUCCCGUCCGGUUGCCGUGUGGUCAUAUUUUUUGCUUCCUAUGCGUGAAGGGUGUUGCAUUCAAAAAUUUACGCUGCGCUAUGUGCCGUUGUGAUAUUCCACUCACCUAUCUAGAUCACCCGCAGCUAGUGAACGGUGUCGAGGAGAUAGUGCGCGCAGCUACCGCCACUGUUUCCGAUGGCAAUGAGUACCGCUGGUACUACGAGGGUGGUCAUGGUUGGUGGCAGUACGACGAACGCACCAGUCAAGAACUGGAGGAAGCCUACCUACGAGGCGACAAAAGCUGCAAAAUAUUGGUAGCCGGAUUUGUGUAUAUUGUCUCGUUCGAGCACAAGUGUCAGAUACGCCAGAAUGAUUAUUCACGCAUUCGUCGCAUUAAACGGGAUUUAGUAAGCAUACCGAAGAAGGGCGUUGCCGGGUUACGGCUUGAAUCGAGCGACAGCAACCCAUCAUCGACCACCACCAACGAUAUGAACGAACUGUCUUCCGCUAUGGGCGAAAUGAAUCUCAAUGAAGGUGCUUCCACUUCUGCAUCCACAUCUGUCGCUGGGACGGUAAAUGUGUCCGCAAUAGGUGAUCCGAUCCGUACUAAUGAACCGGAACCCGGUGAUGAUAAUGAUGGUGCUGAGAGUGAAAGAUUCACCGGUCCUGGUAACGAGGCAGACGAUGUGCCCUGCAUUUCUACGACUUCUCCAACCAGUGGAAGUACUACUGCAAGGAGCAGUGUAAAUGAACAUACAAGUAACCGAAUGCAGGAGCUGAUCGAUCUCAACCAUCAGGAAUACUCUGCUACCGACAGCGAUGAUGAGGGAAGUGAUGAUGCUGAUGAUAAUUUACUUGUACUAUAAUUUAGUUUUUAUUACUCGGUGUUUUUCUUCCCAUCGUUCGCUGCUGGAGCAAAGCAAGUUCCUCAUGCAGUGUUGCUCAAUGCAAUUUAUCGCGCGUAAAGGAAGAUCGUUGCCGCAAGGCUCCACUUACGCCCUAAGGCAUUCUAAAGUGAUAUAAAAGUAUAUGCAUAGUUCUAUUUACUCUUUACUACAACAUUAGAUCAUUCGCAAACAAAUAAUGGUCUGCGCGCAAACUACUACUAAAAAAAAGCUGAAAAAACACGGACGAAACCGUGGAAUUGAUUUGUUUUAAACAUGGUAGUUCUCAUGAAAGCGAAGUGUUUUUGUGCAUAACUUCUAUAUUUUAAAUUCUAUGAUUUGUGUGAAUUUGUCCGUUUUCGUCCCAUCGCGGGAAAGAUUAGCUUAAGUUGAAUAAUCAACGACAGUUCUUUUCCUACGAAAUAACACUCAUUAUUAUAUUUUAAAAAAUAUAGAUGGGAUAACUACUGGUUGAAACGAUUACACCAUUUUACGAUUGCAAUUGCUUCAGUUGUUUAAUAAAACCAGCAUUCGGUUGUA